Molecule: messenger RNA, 1082 nt
Organism: Monopterus albus (swamp eel)
Lineage: Eukaryota; Metazoa; Chordata; Actinopteri; Synbranchiformes; Synbranchidae
Gene: mrpl1
Product: mitochondrial ribosomal protein L1
Exons: 9
Coding region: 78-1037 (319 amino acids)
Source: RefSeq, a predicted model, not a curated record
GAGAUUUCCUGUUACGUCUCUGGCGGAACUGUUUGCAAAUAUCGCUGUUUUCACACGGACUGACAGCGUUAUCAGACAUGGCAACCUGUACGCGGAAUGUGUGGAAAGUUUUAGCGAGGUGUCAGAGGCAGCUGCUGAGCGCUGGGGGUCCCUCCUACACUGGUGUCUCACAGAGUGCACCGAGGAGUUUACCUGUCAGGACUUUUGCAGCCGUCAAGACACUAAGCAAAGGCAGAAAAGAGAGCUCGCAGAAGGAGGAAAAGAAAGUGAAGAGGAUCAUUGAUGACAAAGACAGACUUAAGCCUUUUGGCAAGACGGCGUGGGCGCCUGUUGAUGACGUGUAUAUAGUGAGGCACUACCCCCAGGCGAUUUACGAUGCAGCGGACGCCAUCGACAUGCUGAAGAGAUUUCAGGCAUUGGACUUCACCUCCCACAAUCAGCCCGUUUACAUUGACCUGAAGCUCGACAUGAAACUGGAGAAAAAGAAAAAAGUCGACCCCUUUGUCAGCAUCAUACAGUUGCCUCACCGCUUCAAGAUAGAGACGAACAAAGUUUUGGUUUUCACUGAGGAUGCUAAUCAAGCAAAGGUUGCCCAGGAGAAUGGAGCUGCCUUCACUGGAGGCGCAGAGCUCAUAGAGCAGAUCUUAGAUGAUAAGAUUUCAGCAGACUUCUAUGUGACUGUUCCAGAAAUGCUUCCAAAGCUUAUACCACUGAAAAACAAGCUGAGGAAGAAGUUUCCAAAGAGCAAGAGAGGCUCAGUCAGCAUCAAUAUACCCAGCUUGUUGGAGAGGUUUAAAACGGGCCACGAAUACCUGGUGGAGAACGACUGCUAUGUUAGGACCCAGAUAGCCACGCUCGACAUGCCCAAAGAACACAUCUUUGCCAACCUGCAAGCUGUCCUGACUGAUGUGUGCUCCUACAAACCAGCCGACGCAGGACCUUUCAUCGAGCGGGCGAUCAUUGCCAGUCAUACCAGUGAAGCUGUGUGGUUCAAGAGUGAAGACGUACUAAAACCAGCAGAAACGACAGAGGAGUGACCUGUUUCAAUUUGUAUAUACUGAAUAAAGUUGCUUUUAGUUUGG